Molecule: messenger RNA, 1089 nt
Organism: Ipomoea triloba (trilobed morning glory)
Lineage: Eukaryota; Viridiplantae; Streptophyta; Magnoliopsida; Solanales; Convolvulaceae
Exons: 3
Coding region: 1-1089 (362 amino acids)
Source: RefSeq, a predicted model, not a curated record
AUGUGGGAAGUCAUUACUGACAGUCCUAUCAAAAUCCUAAAAAUCAAUACCGCUGUAGCACAAACGAGUACAACACCACAGUACAUUCCUAAACCCAAAGAGGAAUGGGGUCCAGAAGAUCGUACGCGAAAUAACUUGGACAAUAUUGCCAAGGAUAUUUUGUUCAAAGCCAUUGAUGACGCAAUAUUCCCGAAGGUUCGAAAAUGCAAAACGGUGAAAGAUGUUUGGGAAGUUCUUGUCAAGAUAGGCGAAGGAGAUGAACAAGAAAAGGAUAAUAAGCUUACCAUAGCAUUAAAGAAAUUCGAAGAUUUCAAAAUGCUAAGUGGUGAAACGAUUGCCGACAUGGAAGCAAGAUUCAUUAAAAUCUCGAGAGAAAUUGUCGAUCUAGGCAAAAAGAUUGAUCAAAAGGAGAUAUCACUCAAAAUCCUACGUGGACCACCUUCUAGUUGGGAUAUGAAGGUCACGGCUAUGAGAGAUCACAGAGAUCUAAAAACGUUGUCAACCGACAAACUUUUUAGUGAUCUAAAAGCCUACGAAUUCGAAAUGAAAGCUAGGACAGAAGAAGAACGUGAAGAAAGAAAUACCGCACUUGUCGUCGAACAACCGUCCACAUCAAGGAAAUUCAAAAGGUUUAUGAAGAAAGGCAACUCCAAGAAAUUUCCUCAAACAAUGAGCAAAAAUCAAUUUGAUAAUGGUCAGGAAGAGAUCAAGUCAAAAGAAAGGAAAUUCAAAAAGGACAAAAGGAAAGCUUUAAUCAGUGACCCACUUGAAAGUAGUGAGUCUGAUGAGUCAUCAAGUGAUGAGAGUGACACCUCAAAAGAUGACAAUGCUUUAUUCUGCAUGGAACUUUCAAGUGAAUCAUCCAACCAAGACUUUUGCAUGAUGGCACACGAAACAGAGGAAAAUGAGGUAACAUCUAAAUCAUUUGAUUCUACAAGUACUUCAUUUACUAGUGAGUCCAUCUCUCACUUAAUGAGAGAUUGUCAAACCUUUAUGGACACUUAUUCUCAAAUUGAAGAGCGCAAUAAUUCUUUGAUUCUUGAAAAAGAAGAAAUAAAUGAAAAUUGCAAAAUGCUCUACUUGAAGUGA